Molecule: messenger RNA, 591 nt
Organism: Brassica oleracea var. oleracea
Lineage: Eukaryota; Viridiplantae; Streptophyta; Magnoliopsida; Brassicales; Brassicaceae
Exons: 3
Coding region: 1-591 (196 amino acids)
Source: RefSeq, a predicted model, not a curated record
AUGACCAAGGAAGUUGUGGCUCUUGAAGAUAACCAUACUUGGGAUAUUACCGACCUUCCUCCCGGCAAAGUAGCAAUUGGUAAUAACCAAGUUGCAGGAGAAGACUACAAGGAAACUUUUGCUCCGGUAGUCAGGAUGACCACUGUACGUACUCUCUUACGUCUCGUGGCUGCAAAGAAUUGGGAAGUUUAUCAGAUGGAUGUUCACAAUGCUUUCUUGCAUGGUGAUCUUGAGGAAGAAGUCUACAUGAAACUUCCUCCAGGAUUCAGUGAAGCCUGGGAGAGAUUCAAAGGCUAUCAAACCAAAUGCCCACAUCAUGGUUUCUCUAAGGAGAGCUUGCUCAGUACCUUCUACAGAGGUGCCCUUCCCAAGUACAGAGCCAGAUUGGAUACAGCUAGCAAUGGGUUCUUCUUAGGAAGAACUGAAGAUGAUGCAGAAGAGCUGGUUGACAACAUGGUGAAGAGUGAUGCAGUCUACAGUGCAGAUCACGACAGGGGCAGUAGGGGUGAUGAUAAGCAGACGAGGAAAGAGAUCAAAUCUCUCCAGGAUAAGAUAGACAUCCUCCUUGCUGAUAAAGCCACACAAGAGUAG